Messenger RNA from Cryptomeria japonica (Japanese cedar), 2797 nucleotides. Its product is annotated as zinc finger CCCH domain-containing protein 18-like. NCBI's taxonomy places the organism in Eukaryota, Viridiplantae, Streptophyta, Pinopsida, Cupressales, Cupressaceae. The record is from RefSeq and is a predicted model, not a curated record. The transcript has 9 exons. Gene Ontology annotation, molecular function: RNA binding; metal ion binding. Bases 253 to 2151 code for a protein of 632 amino acids.
GGGUUUAAGCUUUGUUUAAACAUGGAUCACUCAAAAAAAAGAAGAAAGAAAGCGGUGAUUAUUAGUCAACACUGCAGCUGGAUUUGAAUCUGUUUGAGAAUCAUUAGUAUAGAAUUGGAAUUUGACAUCUUUUUGUUUAGGUUUUUGGUUUUUGCAGUAUGAAGCUACGUAUGCUACUGAGCUGUCAGGACGCUGAAUAGAUUUAAAAAUAGUGGAGCUGCCAGAUUUAUCCAAGAACUAAAUUUUCUAGUAAUGUCGAUGAGCGCCAAGUGUUUAGAGGUUUCAAUGGAUGCAUAUGGAGCAGUGCGCAUUGUGUACACAAGGAUCAGGAGCCUUGAGCCAGAAAAUGUGUCUGAGAUUAUUGGAUACUUGCUCAUGCAAGAUCUGGGAGACCAGGAAAUGAUUCGCCUGGCAUUUGGUCCUAAUGCUCUCUUACAGUCCAUGAUUUCAAAAGCCAAGGAGAAACUGGGAUUGUCAUCAUCUCCUCCAAUUCAUCAGCAGCUGCUAACAGAUCACCAUUCUCCACCUUUUCAGUACUCGAAUUUACUGCCUCCACAUUAUUCUAAUGGAUUCCACUGGGGAUCAUCUCAUGAAAAAGAUAGUACAUUAUUAACAGCUCAAGAUCUAAUGCAUCAAACCAAUUUUCAAGGUGAACCCAGUGACUAUCUGAAUUUGAGCAGGCAUCAGAGCCUGCCCCCUGAUCUCAAAUUUUCAGAAGAACCACUUUUUUAUCCCGAUUCUUCUUUCAGUCUAGCUAAUGAUCAAUCUUUUUAUCGAGAUAUCUCUCCUACUUUUUACAAUGGAAUCAAGCCAGGAUCAAACCACAGGCGGGCCUAUUCCAUGACUGAUGUUUCUGUUUCUCCAAGUUCUGAAUCCCUGUCAUCCAAGCCAUGCCUUUAUUUUGCUCGCGGUUACUGCAAGCAUGGAUCCAACUGCCGUUUUUCACACAAUCUAUCAAGUCCCAUGAUUGAAAGCAUAUCGCUGGAGAAAUUAGAGAUGGAAAUGCAAGAGCUUUUGAGAGGAAUGAGGGCCCCUGUUUCAAUUGCUUCUCUGCCUCAGUUAUACUAUGAAAGAUUUGGUAAAACUCUACAAGCUGAGGGAUACUUGACUGAGAGUCAGAGGCACGGUAAAACUGGAUACAGUUUGACAAAUCUAUUAGCCCGGUUAAAGAAUACCGUUACACUCAUUGACAGGCCUCAUGGGCAGCAUGCUAUCAUUUUAGCAGAGGAUGCUUACAGAUUUACAGCAUACAGGAGUGGUUUUAGUAAUAUUGAACGAGAGGAUUUGGGCAGCAUCAAUCCCGCAUCCCGUCAAAUUUACAUGACUUUUCCUGCUGAGAGCACAUUCACAGAAGAGGAUGUUUCAAAUUAUUUUGGGAUUUAUGGACCUGUACAGGAUGUGAGGAUCCCCUACCAGCAGAAACGGAUGUUUGGAUUCGUAACAUAUGUUUACCCUCAGACAGUGAAAGUAGUCUUAGCCAAAGGAAAUCCUCACUAUGUUUGUGGUGCCAGGGUUCUCGUUAAACCUUACAAAGAGAAAAGCAAGUAUGGAGACAGGAAAUUUGUUGAUAGAGGAGAACAUUCAAAAUACUUGUCAUCUCACAUUCUUGAUCUUAAGGAGUAUGAUUCACAUCUAGGUUGUAGGCUGGUUGAGAGCUCAGAAAUGGUUAGAAGGCAGAUGGAGGAGCAAGAACAAGCUGUGGAGCUAGAAAGUCUACAUUUUGCUGAUUUGAAUCUGGGAGAUACACAAAGAAAUCAAGGUGGAAGCCAACUCAGUAUGCCCCUUGUGCAGCAAAAUCAUUUCUCAAAAGGUUUCUCCAGUGGUUUAUUCAAUGCUGACCAAUAUGCAAAAGCUUCAGAAGUUGAUGCAGAUCUCAAUGGGUUUGAUCCAACGCUUGAUCAAUUCAGUUAUGUGUUGGAUGUGCUGGACAGUGAGCAUACUAAUGAAGUAGAGACAAAGAGUAAAACUGACGCUGAUGAUGAAUGCAAUAGUGGGCACAACCUUCCUGAUAGCCCCUUUUCAGUUUUCAAUGGGAUUAAAACACCACCCCAUCCGGAUAAGACUAAAAUUUGCACUAUAUUCAACAACACAUCACAAGAAUCAACCACCUCUGGUUUCACUCAGAUUCCACUGUGGAGCAGGUGCAGUUAGCAAUGACAUGGAUUUUCCAUUGACUGUAGUUCAAAGGUGAUUACAAUGGAACAAAUCACUACCAUUUACCAGCAGUAAAUUAUAACAAAAUCCCUUUAUGGUAGAGAACAGCAGCACAGCAUGAUUCCUCGGUGAAGAGAAAGCCAGUUCAAUAAAAUUCUGGUAAAAUAUACAGGGUCUUCAUUCUCCCAACAAGUGUGUGUGGAGGGCUACCUGCAGAGGACAAAAGAGGCCAAAACCAGCAUAUACAAUAAAUCAACUGGGAUAACCUUAUAUAUAAAAAAGAAGUCCAAGUGGGUUUGGCGAAUCCGGAAUUACUCAAUUUUUUGAAGCAGAGUACAGAAUUUUUGCAUAUGUAGAUUUAUAUAUAUACAUUAUAUUGUCAAAUGAAAAAGAAAGAGCUCUAUAUGUAAGCUUUAUGUAGUUCCAAACAAGAGUUGGAUAUAAGUCUAUCCACGGAGCCUUACCUUCUUUUCUUAUAAAAGAGUACUUUGGCUAAGAGUGUGAAAAGCAACAACUAAUUAGAUUUACUAGACUGAAUCUGAGCUGCUGCAGCAGCCGCUUUCAAUAUAAUUUGCCACUUCUGACUAUUGGUAAGUGACAUUUCAAUAUAGCACAAUGAAAAGAAUCCAAAUUUAUUUAUUUA